CUUGUUUAUUUUGUUGUGACGUUUGAGUGAAUCGUAUCAUUAAAGAAUUUCUCAAAAUAACUUAGAAAUUAAAGUUCAUACAUGUAUUCUACGCAUUUGGCCAAAAUUAGACAAACAAAUGACUUGUCUGUUUAAACAAAGAGAUCGCGCAACGCGCAAAAGAUUUACUGUCUUGUGCUGUCUGUACGAUUCAACCAAAAUAAAACUACUUACUUGAAAUGAUUUAAUUUAACAUCGUCGGAACACAGCAGGAUGGUGUCUGGAGACGAAAACAACUAUGACUUAAUUGAGCAUCUACCGGAUGAAAUUAUAAUAUUAAUCUUUAAAAACCUUCCACUGGAAUCAAUACUGACCUGUGAGAAUGUAUGCAAGCGUUGGAGAAAAUUGUCUCGAGAUGCAUCGUUGUGGAGACAUAUUGUCAUUGUUUAUUCAGGGAAGCCUGGCCAAAGUGAAGUAAGUGAGCGCAAUCUGGAAAUCAUAUCAACCCACGGCAAGUAUAUAUAUUGCUUAAAAUUGCAGUAUGUAUACAGCUAUGCCACUAUAAAAUCCAUUACAGCUAACUGUGACUAUAUUACUUCACUGGAAUUAGUGAUGUGCCGAGUUACAAAAGAAUUUGAAGAGGAUAUUUUGAGAUGGCCAAAUCUUAAAAAACUAAAUUUAAGGAAUUCUUUACUGAUGACCAGCAAGGAUGACUUGAUAGUGAAAUAUGAUUACUUUAAGGAGUUAAAUUAUUUAGCCCUAUCAGACUUUGGAUUAAACCCAUUUAAUUGUGAUACUUUAUUGAAUUGUGAUCAUUUAAGUCAUAUAUUGAUAGAGAAAAUUAAAGAUAUGGAUGUAGAUUAUAUAAAAAAGUUAAUAAUAUCCAAACAAAAUAUGCUGGUCACAUUUCACAUAUAUGGAGGUGACGCAGUGGAUGAUAAAUGCCUCGCCCUGCUGGCACAGUGUCCAGCUCUCAAGGACCUGGCAAUAAUAAGAUGUGAGAACCUUACCGAUGUUGGUUUGUUAGCACUUUCCAACCUGAGGACAAUACAACAUUUACAAAUAUGGAAUAACACUAACUUUACUGAAUUAGCACUACUGAAAACAUUGGGCAGCAACAUUUUCAUAAAGCUGGAAAGUCUUAGUCUUUCUAGGAUAAAAAAUAUUACACCAGUAAUAGUGGAUAUCAUUUCGGAAUAUUAUAAAAAUCUUAAAUUUCUGGCUUUGUACCAAUGUCCACAUAUUGUAAUGACUGAUUAUGAAAAGCAGCUAAAAUCAAAAUUUAGAAAUAUAGAUGUGGUCCUAUAUUGACAAAAGCAUACUAUUGUAAGAUAUACUGUUUUUAUGUAGGUUUUUUAGUGUUCCGUACAAAACUUUGUUCACGGAACACUUAACUUAAUAAUAGGGAGUGUGCAUGAACUAUAGGGGGCAGCAUUGGAGAUAAUCCACAUCUCAUAUCAGUUAUGUAUUUUUCCUGUUUUGUAUUUUUUUUUUCAAAUCUAAUCUUUAUCAUGCAGCGGGGCGGUAGCACAGACCGUCGCGCGAGUAUCACGCUCUCGUCCUGCUUGCACUGUAUGGGAUAAAGGUGCAUGGUUGACUGUAGUUUGUAGAGCCAAGCACCGCUACUGCCCUGCUGUAGUGACCAGUGAUCGGUCAAAUCAUCGCAAAACCAUCAAAAACCAUUUAUAUCUCAAUAUAGGACAAGAUUUAUUAAACUCAUAUUAUGUAGUAUCUUUAUAAAAUUUCCAGAUUAUAAGUACUCAAAAAUUGCAGUUCAAAUUGUAAAAAAAAUUGUAUCAUGUUCCAUACUAUAUUUAUUUUUAUGAUAAAUUGAUCGAACUCUGGUAGUGACAAAGCCUUUAGUGUCACUGUAUUGUUGGACACAGCAAACCUACAUUCAAACUGGAUGUUCCAUCUAGGUAACUGAUAUAGUGCAAAACAUUACCAUAAAGGACAUCAUGCUGGAAUUGCAGUUUUAGCUAUUUUAAAAAGAACACCUGAAGAAAGAGAUGCAUAAUGAGUGAGAUGUCGUUCAAGAUCAUAAUAUUAUUACACCUCAGCAGUAUGGCCUAGUCGGAACAUCCAAUUAUAUUGUAAGAUCUGUCAUUGGGUAGUCUGUGCGGAAAGAGAAGAGUCGAGUUCCACGACUCUUAAUUCUCUUUCCGAACAGACUCUAGAUCAUGUAGGUAUGUCUCAUAUUGAUACCUACAAACAAACACGAAAAUAAAUAGCAGCAGCCAACUUUUAAGCUUUUAUAUUGUUUGUUAUUGUGGCUGUCACUUUCUUGCAGUCUGUAAAAACGUAAUGUGGUUUAAUCAUCAUAGCCUUUUUCUCAUCUGACACAUAGUUUUAAAAGAACUGAAAUUGUGUUUCAAAAAAUAAGUAGCUACAGUCGUAAGCAUCUGCUGUUGUUAUACCUAUCUAGGAGAUUUAUAUAUAUAUUAUAUAAUUAAUAAAAUAAUUUAACUAAACUAAUUAUUUUUUUUGCUGUAAUGGAACAGUAGUAAAGAGAAAGCAUGGCAUUCAAAUUCAUUUAGUAUAAUUACCUUAAUUUAUAAUGGCAUUUUCAUAAAUCAAUGGGAUAUGGUAGAGUCGACUACAAAGAGAUGUAAGUAUCCACUUUUUCACCUAACUGCUUUGUAAUAAAGUGAAAAAAAUAAUGGAUACUUACAUCUCUUUGUAGUUGACUGUACAAUGUACAUACAAUGUAGAAGACAGUUUGUAAUGCGGAAUAUUUUCAACAAUUUUGCAACCACCCUUGGUUCCAAAGAAGUUUUCGUAUAUAUGUCACUAAGGGCCACUUGUUCCACUCACUAACCCGGGGGUUAACCAGUUAAACCUGGAGUUACCAUGGUUACCAGUACAAUUUGACACUGGAUUAACGGUUUAACCGGUUAACCCCGGGUUAGUGGGAUGGUGCAAGUGGCGCUUAAACAUGAAUUACAAUAGUGGUAUUUAUUCAUAUCUAAUUAAAAGUAAAUAUAUACAGGGUGUUUGGUACAUCGUUUUCCAAAUUAAAACGGCAGAUAGCUUGAGUCAUUUGCUAUCUUCUCAGGCCUAGAAAAACAAAAUUGGCCAUGGUUUUUUUUACUACUACGCAAGUAAAAAUUUGAAAUUUACGAAAAACUGUCAUAGAAGUGAACAUUUUUUUUUGCACCAAAUUAAAAAUGUAUAGGCCUGAGAAGAUAGCAAAUGACUCAACCUAUCUGCCGUUUUAAUUUGGCAAACGAUGUACCAAACACCCUGUAUAAUAUUGAAGUAUCCUCAACUGUUUGUAAUUCAAUUGAAGUUAAAAAGUAUAAAUGCAAUUAUCGCACGGCUCAUGUAAGUACGUAUGCAAAUAGCAUUAGAAAACCAAAGAAGCCUCAGUUCUAUAAAAUUGAAAAUGUUUUUCUUAAAUAUGUAUAAUCUUCAAUUAUUUUUAAAAUGUAAAAAAAGAACUCAACUUAAGGCAAUGGGUAUGUUUGGUCAUUUAUAAAAUAUCAGGAGCUGUUUUUUAACAUUACUUUGCCCAAUAGGUUUAUUAGGUAACUGUGCUAUUUCUAACUGUCAAUUGUUACACAAGUUCGCAAUCAGAUAAAAUUAUUUACAUAAAUAUUGAAAUAUUUACAGUAGACAGACAGUUUCAUGCUAGGCACAUGUUUGAUACAAAUAUGCAACAUUUACAAUGACAUUAAUUCUCGUAACUGCUGUUGUAACUAGGUUAUAUAUAACUAAGUAGUAUUUAAAUCAAUUAGGAUUUAAUAAUAGAAUUCAACAAAUUAGAAUUGUGAUGACUUAUAGUUGGGCCGACAGAAAUUGUCUACGAGUUUUAGUUUAUUUUACUACCUUAAAUACCUACUUACCUGCAAUAAAUGUUAUGGGGUCUACAGAUAAAACGAUCUACCACUAAUUAUCACUACUGAUAUUUGUUGUCUACUUUUUGCUUGUAGUUCAUGUCCAACAUAACAGUGAUUAGAUAGUUAGGUCUAUAUACCCCAUGUGCAGCAUUGAUAAUAAAUCAAAUAUAUGGGCCUACAUCACAACA
Molecule: messenger RNA, 4006 nt
Organism: Cydia fagiglandana
Lineage: Eukaryota; Metazoa; Arthropoda; Insecta; Lepidoptera; Tortricidae
Product: F-box/LRR-repeat protein 7-like
Exons: 2
Coding region: 253-1290 (345 amino acids)
Molecular function (GO): protein binding
Source: RefSeq, a predicted model, not a curated record